AUGAAGCUGAGCAUCGCCACCGUAGCCGUGGCGCUCGCCGCGGUGUCUUCGACCUGCAUCGAUGCGUUGCCUGUGCCGCUCAUGUCGCGGGCGCCAGCGCCGGACGUGUACAACAUCAACGUCAGGAACCUGUACCCUGAAGACACGCUGUUCGACCGUGCACGCAACCUGUUCUACCAGUCGAACCUGUGGAAGGGUCGCGUGUCGGUGUGGAACGUGGCGGACAACUCGCACUUCAACGUGCUCAUCCCUGGAGUCUCUUCGGACGGCAACGGCGACCAACAGAUGGCGGGACUGUCGAUGAAUGGAGCGGGCGACAAGCUGUUUGCGGUGGCCAAGAAUGCGGCCGCCUUCCGGUUUGGAGCGGGGCAGCGCAAGGACGGCGCCGACUCGUUCCACCGCUUCAACCUUCCCGUCAACGCGCAGAGCACACCCGCAUGGAGUGUGAGCCUCAACGGAGUGCAGAACGAGUUUGAACAGCAGCGCGGCUCGAUGCCGUUUGGACCUGUGGACUCGGCGCAGGAUGCACAGGACAACUCGUACGUGGUGUUUGCGCUCGGCAUCCCGGCCAUCGCCAAGGUAUCGCCCGAUGGCCGUACCGUCACUCCCUGGUUCGCUGAGGCUUCCAACGGCAGCGAGCGACCCGGCUACACGGGAGUCGCCUACAUCCCCGAGGACAAUGUGGUGGUGGCGUUCGGUGGACCCAGGCCGCUCACCGCGUUCGAUCUGAGCCAGCCUACGCCCACGGCGAUCCCGGUGAGGCUGACGGGGGAGAACUUUGGCGGCCUGGAUGGUACCGAGAAGCUGCACGGCAUCCGGGUCAACGGCAAGACGAACCUGUUUGGAGCCAAGGCGCCGCUGGCGUACCGCUUCGAGUCGUCGGACGGCUGGAGGAGUGCGUCGGUGCGGUCGUCGACGCGCGACGAGUUCAAGAGCAACUCGCUCACCGUGGUCACCGAGGCCAACUUUGAUGGCCAGCAGCAGAUCUACGGCGGCGGCGCCUACUUUGGCGAGGGAGCCAAUGGCGGACGCACGCAGUUCCCGCUCUACCGCAUCUACAACCUUAUUUGA
Messenger RNA from Moesziomyces antarcticus, 1071 nucleotides. RefSeq lists its product as uncharacterized. The transcript has a single exon. Lineage: Eukaryota; Fungi; Basidiomycota; Ustilaginomycetes; Ustilaginales; Ustilaginaceae. The coding region runs from base 1 to 1071 and encodes 356 amino acids. The record is from RefSeq and is a predicted model, not a curated record.